AUGGGUAAUGCGAAAGAGCUUUUUAGUCAGAUGCCGGAGAAAGACUCUGCAUCCUUUAAUGUAAUGAUUGACGGUUAUGUGAAGUCGGGAGACAUGGGGUCGGCUCAGAGUUUGUUUGACUCGUCGGGAGACAUGGGGUCGGCUCAGAGUUUGUUUGACUCGGUGCCGGAGAGGAAUGUGGUGUCUUGGACUAGUAUGAUUGAUGGAUAUUGCAAUAAUGGAGAUGUUGAUUCAGCUAGGUUGUUAUUUGAUGUUAUGCCUGAAAGGAAUUUGUUUACAUGGAAUGCGAUGAUUGGUGGGUGUUGCCAAAAUAAUCAACCCCAUGAGGCAUUGAAAUUGUUUCACGAGUUGCAAAUGGGAACGUCGUUUGAACCUGAUAAUGUGAGUAUUGUUUCUGUUCUUCCGGCUAUUGCUGAUCUGGGUGCUUUGGAUUUGGGUGAUUGGAUUCACCAAUUUGUCAGGAGGAAAAAGCUGAAUAGAUUGACUAAAGUUUGCACAGCUCUGGUUGAUAUGUAUGCUAAAUGCGGCGAAAUUACAAAAGCAAGAAGAAUUUUUGAUGAAAUGUCUGAAAAAGAAACAGCUACUUGGAAUGCGUUGAUAAAUGGGUUGGCAGUCAAUGGGCGUGCCAAGGAAGGAUUGGAAGUAUUUUUGGAGAUGAAAGAUAAAGGAUUUAAGCCAGAUGAGAUAACUAUGCUCGGCAUUUUGUCUGCUUGUAACCAUGGUGGUUUAGUGGAGGAAGGGAAGAGAUGGUUUCGGUCAAUGGUAGAAUAUGGACUCACCCCAAGAAUUGAGCACUAUGGUUGUAUGGUAGAUCUUUUGGGUAGAGCAGGGCGUUUGGAAGAAGCUGAAAAGUUGAUUGAGAGCAUGCCUUUUGAGGCUAAUGGGAUAAUAUUGAGUUCUUUUUUAUUUGCAUGUGGCUAUGCUAAGGAUGUUACAAGGGCCGAGAGAGUCACAAACAAGGCAAUUAAAAUGGAGCCGUGGAAUGAUGGCAACUAUAUCAUGUUGAGGAAUUUGUAUGCCACCGAGAGAAGAUGGAGAGAUGUCGAGGAAAUUAAAGGAUUAAUGAGGAGGAAGGGGGCAAAGAAAGAGGCUGGUUGUAGUGUUAUUGAGGUAGAUAGUAGGAUCUGGGAGUUUGUAGCUGGGGAUAAGGUGCACCCACAGUGGGAGGGUGACCAUGAAACCGAGUCUCAGAUAGGACCGAUGAAGUGA
Ilex paraguariensis (yerba mate) is the source of this 1209-nucleotide messenger RNA. NCBI's taxonomy places the organism in Eukaryota, Viridiplantae, Streptophyta, Magnoliopsida, Aquifoliales, Aquifoliaceae. The record is from the annotation of a GenBank genome assembly.